Cylicocyclus nassatus is the source of this 1395-nucleotide messenger RNA. The record is from the annotation of a GenBank genome assembly. Lineage: Eukaryota; Metazoa; Nematoda; Chromadorea; Rhabditida; Strongylidae.
AUGUCCGCUGACACUCGAGAGGAACAACUAGAGGAAAUAGAAGCAUUGAAGAGUGUGUAUGAUGAGUCUCAUGUGAUUGUUGAUGGCUACGACCCCAUUUGCGGAAGAAUAUCGGUGGAGAUGAAACCAUUCACAAAACCUCGCAAGCUGUUUGUCACUACAAAACAUGAUCAGCAUUCUUCUGAAAUUAUGACUUUGCCACCGGUGAAUAUCUGUUAUCGUUUGCCAUCUGAAUACCCACGUGUGAAACCUGACUUGGAUAUAGAGUGCGAAUGGAUGAGUGAAGAUCUGACAUCAAGAGUGAAACAUCGGCUUGAGGAAAUAUGUCAGGAAAAUGUUGGAAUGAGCGUUCUUUACUUUUGUUGUGAAGAAGUUGUAACUUUUGUGGAAAAGGCCGUCACUGCAUCGACUGAGAUUUGUCUGGAUGAUAUACCUUACGCCAAAAAGCAUAAUCUCACUAAUUUGGAAUUGCUCCGUCGAGUUAUCGAUUCUAGCGAGCUUUCUGAGAAUCGUCACUUUGAGACUGGUUGCUAUGAUUGCGAGAUUUGUUUUGAAAACAAAAUGGGACGUUACUGCGUACAGUUCAGACCAUGUAUGCACGUUUUCUGCAAAGACUGCGUAUCCAGCUUCUUCUCCGAACGACUGAGAAAUUCUGAGGUGAGGGCUCUGACUUGUCCAGCAGCAAAUUGUCCGUCCACCGCUUCGCAGAAAGUAGUGCGAUCUAUCAUUGGAGAGGAGGAAUACGAGAGAUACGAACGUAUUUUACUGGAUAGAGCUUUAGACCAGAUGACUGAUGUCGUGCCUUGCCCUCGAAAAUCUUGUCAGCAACCUGUUCUAGUUAGUGAACGGACACUCAACCUUGGUACUUGCCAGAAAUGUGGGCUGUCGUUUUGCGUAAUCUGCUUCCACGCUUAUCAUGGCGUUGAUGGCUGCGAUUUUAAGACAGUUGAUAAGCAAAGGAUUCUCAAGCAGUGGAAUGCGGUGAAGAGUGAAGAAGAACGAGCACUCAUGGCUCGCAAGUAUGGAGGCGUGAAAAAUUUGCAGAAACUUAUCGAUACUAUACUCAACGAGGGAUGGAUUGAUGGCAAUAGCAAGCCGUGUCCGCGAUGUCGUGUUAACAUUGAGAAAAACGAGGGCUGCAACAAAAUGCAGUGCACUAAAUGCGACGUGUAUUUCUGUUGGCUUUGCAACCGAAUCCUUGACAAGAACAAUCCGUACGCACACUUCAACGAAGAAGGAGGAGGAUGUACCAAUAGGCUAUUUGAAGGCAUCACUCUUUCUGAUGAUGAAGAUGAGGGUGGCAUCAACUGGCUGGAUUUAGUUCAUGACAGUGAUAGUGAAGAUGACAGUGAUGUUGAAAUAGUUUUUCAGCAUGAUAGUGACGAUUCCGACUAG